Molecule: messenger RNA, 897 nt
Organism: Lottia gigantea (owl limpet)
Lineage: Eukaryota; Metazoa; Mollusca; Gastropoda; Lottiidae
Exons: 1
Source: RefSeq, a predicted model, not a curated record
GACUCUAGCACACACAGCUAUGGACUGGACUCUAGCACACUCAGCUAUGGACUGGACUCUAGCACACACAGCUAUGGACUGGACUCUAGCACACACAGCUAUGGACUGGACUCUAGCACCCACAGCUAUGGACUGGACUCUAGCACCCACAGCUAUGGACUGGACUCUAGCACCCACAGCUAUGGACUGGACUCUAGCACCCACAGCUAUGGACUGGACUCUAGCACCCACAGCUAUGGACUGGACUCUAGCACCCACAGCUAUGGACUGGACUCUAGCACAUACAGCUAUGGACUGGACUCUAGCACCCACAGCUAUGGACUGGACUCUAGCACAUACAGCUAUGGACUGGACUCUAGCACCCACAGCUAUGGACUGGACUCUAGCACCCACAGCUAUGGACUGGACUCUAGCACCCACAGCUAUGGACUGGACUCUAGCACAUACAGCUAUGGACUGGACUCUAGCACCCACAGCUAUGGACUGGACUCUAGCACAUACAGCUAUGGACUGGACUCUAGCACCCACAGCUAUGGACUGGACUCUAGCACCCACAGCUAUGGACUGGACUCUAGCACCCACAGCUAUGGACUGGACUCUAGCACCCACAGCUAUGGACUGGACUCUAGCACCCACAGCUAUGGACUGGACUCUAGCACAUACAGCUAUGGACUGGACUCUAGCACACACAGCUAUGGACUGGACUCUAGCACCCACAGCUAUGGACUGGACUCUAGCACCCACAGCUAUGGACUGGACUCUAGCACCCACAGCUAUGUACUGGACUCUAGCACCCACAGCUAUGGACUGGACUCUAGCACCCACAGCUAUGGACUGGACUCUAGCACCCACAGCUAUGGACUGGACUCUAGCACCCACAGCUAUGGACUGGACUAG